Mesocestoides corti is the source of this 1833-nucleotide messenger RNA. The record is from the annotation of a GenBank genome assembly. NCBI's taxonomy places the organism in Eukaryota, Metazoa, Platyhelminthes, Cestoda, Cyclophyllidea, Mesocestoididae.
AUGUCGUUUGCUUUUUCGAUAGCCUCGGACAAUGAGUUGCCCAUAGGACUCAUUAACAGUCGCAAUCUCUGCUACUUAAACGCACUUCUUCAAGCCAUGGCUUCCAACCGCAGCCUUGUCAAGUCUCUUAGGCGAAGCGCGGCUGUUAAACGUGACCGACUUUUAUGCUCUCUAGUUGCUCUUCUUGAAGGCUUGGGUCGUCAGCGUGUUUUCUCUCGUAUUCUUUACAAAGCUCGUGAUUCCAGCCAUGCUGGUAGGCUUAAGUGGCGGAAAGAGUGCAACUUCCUUGGUGGGAUUGAUUGUCAAAUGGCGAUUUUACCCCUCCCACAGGACGCCCACGAAUUGUUCGGUUUCUUCAUGGACUUGGCCAACAACUAUGAGGCCGGCCGAUCCGCAGUACGGGCCAGUGAGGGCCUUCGAUCGGUCUCGCGUCUUCUCAUUGGCAAAUCCCCAGCACCCCCUGCGCCUCUUGCCAAUGGCACCGCUGACGCAGCCUCCACCAACCAAUGCCACAAAAAGUCCAUGCCUCUGCUGCCGCUCAACUUGGUUAACGGCGGCACUAAGGCGGUCACGUUGGGCACUUACCAAGUGCCUAAGGUUGUGCCGAGCUUCAAGCACAACCUCAUCGCGUCACAGAUAUUCUGUUCCCGUUGCUCCUAUCGCAGCGAUAUAAAACUCGUUCCAGAGUCGUGUCUAAUACUCUUCCCUAAGAAAUCCAAAAAUUUACACAAAAAGAAAAAAUCCGGCAAGUCCAAAGCGCCCUACAAUGCAACCCUGAAUGCCCUCCUGGAGGACGAGUUUCAGUCGGUGGAGCGCCUGAUGGGCAUUAACUGCCCGCGCUGCCACAUGAAAGCCAUCACCGUGCCAGCCGCCAUGGUUAACGAUCCCGCUCCUCUGGUUGCGGACAAGAGUGCAAUCAAGCACCUGGCUGAGAUCAACUGUCGGAACACGUGCUACGUGCGCCGGUGGAUCGCCCACCUUCCCACCAGCCCCCUCGUUCUCUACCUCCAGCGGGCUGUCUGGACGCCCCAGGCCUACCUGGCUCCCGACUCGGACGAGUUCGUGUUCGGCUACAGUUCAGGCGGGGCCGUCACCAAGUUCCAGGACCACGUGGACUUUCCGUUGCUCCUCGACCUCGCCCCGUACCUCUGCAGUGGGCGUGCGUCUGAGGCUGUGCUGAAGAAACUUGAGACCGACUCAAUUAACGCACCUACUGUGAAGGCUGACCUCUAUACUCAUAGCAAGAAAGGAAGGUAUGUCCGAGCCCUUGUUUUCAUUGUUCUUUUCAAUGUGUUUGUACUGUGCGUCGCUUUAACACAAACCUCUGUUUUAUCACGUGAGACGCAGCCAUGUCACGGAGGUUAUCGCAAGACUUCCUUUUUUUGUUUAACCAGACCUCCUCGCUUCUACGUCCUACGUUCGGUUAUCGUCCACCAAGGCAACUCCUUCAACUCCGGCCACUACGUCACCUAUCGGUGUUGGAGAAAAGGCAGCCGUGUGGGGGAGUUCAACGGUGGUGCUUAUGAAUCUGCUGAGUGGCUUCUCACCUCUGACCGCUAUGUUGGAAGAGUUCCUUUUUCUAGUGUCAAGGCCUGCCAGGCCUACAUGUUGUUCUACGAACGCGUCCCGGAGACGGCUGGGCCUCCUUCCCCGGGGAACGAUUCCGACGACCACGAUGCCGCGGAGACCAGUGAUGGCGACGAUGAUGAUGACGACUUUGUCGUCAACCCAGGCUCCAACAACGAAUUCCUCGACGCAUUCGAGGGAUACUCUCGCGCCCGACGAAUUCGUGCUUUCAUGUCCCUGGCCUGUGGCUCCGGGGAGAUCAAUUGA